GUUGUUAAAUGAAAAUUUUGUCAAAUCAGUUAAAUCAUCUAACAACUCUCGAUUAUCAAUUUUACGUACGGGAGUUUCCACCUAAGAUAUUGAUUGGAGACAUAACGAUGUGGCAAUGAUGGUGACGUUGAUAUCCAGAAAACAGUGUGCCAAUAUCUGUGGUGGAUUGUGGGAAUUAAAUAAGAAUAAUAAUAAUUAUUGAUUAAUGAUUAAUGGGCAACGGUAUUGAAAGUUUUACGUACCUCACUCGCACACACUGAAAUGCAAUAAUAAUAAUAAUAAAUAAUAAUAACCCUCCCUCUAUUUCUUCGCCGAAUGCAUUUGCAACCACAACUAUCUCCAUUCUUGAUUCAGAGGGGUAGCAUUACGUUGCUGCUGCUGUUGUUCUUGAAAAUCCAAUGAAUACAGAGGAGACAUUGGUCGUAAAUUGAUAAGUAUGAUAGCAAGAGAAAGAAAAGGAAGUGGCGUUGACGCUAAGAUUGAAGAAGUUGUUGGAGUGUGAAAGAGAGAGAGUGGGCGGUACAAGGUGGCCCAGAUGCAGAUGCAGAUGCAGACUUGCUUCUUGGUUGCAGUUCACUCCGUUCUUGGCUUCUACCACCGCUUUCUCCGAAUUACCCUCGCACUCAUGGAUUUCCCUUCCACAAUCCGAUUCAUCGCUCAGGCCAGCGAGGUCAGUUGCGGUUUCAUCCUCCUCGGUUACGUUUCUAGAAUCUUCAACAUCCUUGGUCUCAUCUUGAUCCUCUUCUUCACCCUCAAGAUCUACCGCAUCUCUCAUCCCAAUUCCAAGGCUCUCAAGCAUUUCCCUCCGUACUAUCCACCGCCCAGAUCUCCUCCCGCUCCUGCCCCAGCCCCCGCCCCUAAGAUUCAUCACGCUGUCGACGCUGACAUCCCCAAACCCUCGUCCCGGAAGAAGUCUCAGAUGGAGGACACUCUCGAUGACAAGGAGGACCACGUUGAAGAUGAGGUGUUCGACGUAAUGGCGCUGAGAAAUCUCGUCAAGUUUGAGAGGCAGAGGUUCAGUGCUGCCUGUGCUGAGAUCGAGAAUGAGAGGAUUGCGGCUGCCUCCGCUGCUGAGGAGGCCAUGGCCAUGAUCCUCCGGCUGCAGAAUGAGAAGAGCGCCAUUGAGAUUCAGGCCAAUCAGUUUCGGAGGAUGAUGGAUCAGAAACAGGACUAUGAUAAUGAGGUCAUUGAUAACUUGAGAUGGUCCAUUGUCCAUCAUGAGAAUCAGAAGUCUUUGUUGGAGGAGCAGUUGGCCAUUUACAGGGAGAAGCUCAGGCAGUUCUUGACUGAUGAUGAGAUUGACCUGCUUGAUGGCUCUGAUAACCCUAGAGGUGGAUUCUUGGAUUUUGCUAUUGAGUACGAUGUUGAUAAUGCUGAUGUUGAUGAUCCUGGUUCGGGGCCUGAUAAUGUUUAUUCAGAAAAUGAUGAUGAUCAUUCCCGUAAUGCUUAUUCAGAAAAUAAUGAUCAUGAUGAGGAUCAUGCCCGUAAUGCUUUUUCAGAAUAUGAUGAUAAUGAUAAUGAUGAGGAUGAUGCUGGUAAUGCUUCUUCAGAAAAUGAUGUUGAUGCCGGUAAUGUUUCUUCAGAAAAUGAUGUUGAUGCUGGUGAUGCUUCUUCAGAAGCUGAUAAUGAUGACGAUCGUCAUCAUGCUUGACUUGUAAUUUCCUCAGGUGGAGAGCUAAUUGGAACAGGAACUGGAACUGGAAAUGAAAAUUGAAAUGCUUUUCAGAUGGGUUUUACUAUUUCUUCUGAAAUUGUAGUUAUGCUGCAUAUUUAAUAUUCUAUUUUAAUAAGGUUGAACGACUAAUAAAGUGUAUAUAUGUUUCUUCUU
Arachis stenosperma is the source of this 1828-nucleotide messenger RNA. RefSeq names its product probable myosin-binding protein 6. The record is from RefSeq and is a predicted model, not a curated record. The coding region runs from base 536 to 1651 and encodes 371 amino acids. The transcript has a single exon. Lineage: Eukaryota; Viridiplantae; Streptophyta; Magnoliopsida; Fabales; Fabaceae.